Messenger RNA from Labeo rohita (rohu), 1192 nucleotides. RefSeq names its product NADH:ubiquinone oxidoreductase complex assembly factor (gene ndufaf3). The transcript is spliced from 5 exons. The record is from RefSeq and is a predicted model, not a curated record. Lineage: Eukaryota; Metazoa; Chordata; Actinopteri; Cypriniformes; Cyprinidae. Gene Ontology annotation, biological process: mitochondrial respiratory chain complex I assembly. Bases 111 to 650 code for a protein of 179 amino acids. Gene Ontology annotation, cellular component: mitochondrial inner membrane.
AGCUCAGAGACUCAUCAGCUGAUUCACAGGCACAUCGAGAUGCUCAUCCGGCGCCGGAUGUUGACAUUGCCGGUGUGCGUCAGUGAAAUGUGUCCGUGAGUUCCGGGGUCAUGGCCGCUGUCAGCUGCGCGAGGUUGCUGUCACCGGGAUCCGUUCACGGGCUGCGGCUCGGUUCGAGGAUUCUUCCAGCUCUGAGCCGGGUGUCUCUGGUGCGCGGGCACAGGCUCGGUCCGGCGGACGAUGAGCUGUACCAGAGGACCACGGUGUCGGUGAUGCAGAAGGAGGCGGGUGGAGGAGCCGUCGUCUACAGCUACAGCCCUCGAGGAUUCAACAUCAGCGGAAACAAAGUGUUCGGGCCGUGUGCUGUUCUGCCGCCGGCCGUCCUGCAGUGGAACGUGGGCUGUCACGCAGACAUCACAGUGGAGAGUUUAUCUCUGUUUUAUCUGCUGGAGCCGCGCAUCGAGGUUCUGGUUUUGGGGACGGGAGCUCGUACGGAGCGUCUGGAUCCAAACGUGCUGAACUUCCUGAAGAAGAAAGGCAUCGCGGUGGAGGUUCAGGACACGCCUAACGCAUGUGCGACGUUCAACUUCCUGUCCAGCGAGAGACGCUUAGCGGCGGCCGGUUUGAUUCCCCCUCCUGCGGUCGAAUAACUGCGAAGAACAGCACUCUGGGAAAUGAUGUUUUCUCAUUACAGUGCGUUACGUGAUCUGUGAAUGUAGUGUGUAUAAACAGAUUAAAGUGUGCCUGUCCCAGAUUGAGGCUGUUAAUCUGACUGUGGCGUCUCUGUCCUCUGUGAUAACGGGUUAAUCUGAGCUCAUGUGUGAUCAGACACAAACACACACUCGUCACCGUGUGCACGUCUUUAUUAGCACCACGUGUGCACUAUUAUCAGCUAGCACACAAAUACCACACAACACCAGCCUGCCAGAAUCUGAUCAUAUUUAGCAAGCGUGAACACAUUAAUUGUGUCUUUUUAAUGAAUCUGUCCCAGAAAAUCCACGGCAGGAGGAAAUACUGAAAGAGAUCGUUCAGCUGGACAUCAUCAUUCUUUUGUCAUUUACUUGUUCAAAACAUCUAUGACUUACCUUUUGUAAAUCAUGCUGUGAACAGCACUGGACCCUGUUUAAGGUUGUAUAUUGUAUGAAGUGUUAUAGAAAUAAAGCUUGACUUGACCUGAAACAUGCAGUGUUUA